AUGUCUUCUCACAAGACUUUCCGACUCAAGCGAUUCCUGGCCAAGAAACAAAAGCAAAAUCGCCCUAUUCCUCAGUGGAUCCGGAUGAAAACUCGUAACAAAGACAGGUUCAACUCUAAGAGAAGACACUGGAGGAGAACGGAGCUGGGUCUGUAAGGAUUCACAC
Mus musculus (house mouse) is the source of this 166-nucleotide messenger RNA. RefSeq names its product predicted gene 15067. The transcript has a single exon. The record is from RefSeq and is a predicted model, not a curated record. Lineage: Eukaryota; Metazoa; Chordata; Mammalia; Rodentia; Muridae. The coding region runs from base 1 to 156 and encodes 51 amino acids.